AUGAUGUCUUUACUCCAUUCUGAAUGGACUGCGUUUCUCGCGCAGAAUCCAACAGUCAGCCAUGACGACGAAAGCAGAAACAGGCGCUUCCUCUCUUCCCCAGAAGGUCGCGUCCUUGCCGAACAAGUAUCAAGUGUUGACACGACUGUCCCUGCCAGGGACAAUCAUCUGAUCCCUAUUCGGAUUUACACUCCCAAAGACCACUCAUCUGAUGCAGUCGUCAUAUUCUACCACUCUGGAGGCUUCGUGCAAGGCUCUCUCGACACGGAAGAUAUCUCGUGCAGGCACAUGGCACUAGGUGGACCCAGCACCGUCAUCAGCGUCGACUAUCGACUCAGCCCGGCGCAUCAGUAUCCUAUCCCUCUCAACGAUGGAUGGGAUUCAUUUGAAUACAUAAUAACCAACCUUCCCACCCUUCUGCCGAAGCACGGCGCUUCGGCAAGGGUGGUGAUCAGUGGGACGUCAUCGGGCGGACAGAUCGCCGCCAUUGUCUCGCAGAAGGCGAGACACUGGACGCGAGAUCCAACAAAGGCAGCAGUAGCUGCAGGUGUUACUAUUAGCGGAGUCCUGCUCCGCGCUCCGGUGACUGUACGAGGCACGGAUGUGGUGCUGAUCCCGCCGUGUUUCAGGGAUUUGCACCAAUCGUGGACUGAGGAGCUGGAGACGGCAAAGCUUGAUAGGCAAGGCAUGGCGGAGAAUCAUGAUCUACUUGGGGUUCCGUGGGCAGAGAGAGCACAUCCCGACGCUUAUCCUCUUUGGGGCCGAUUUGACGGGCUGCCAAAGACGUACGUCCAGAUCUGUGAUGUCGAUAUCCUCCGUGAUGACGCAGUGUGCUAUGUGCGAGGUCUCCAAAACGCAGACAUUGCGGUGCGGGUCUCAUUCUACCAGUCGCUGCCGCAUAUUUUUUGGGUAUAUGCGCCUCAGUUGGAGGUGUCGAGACAGGCGCAAGAUGACUGUGUCAAUGGCUUGAGAUGGCUGUUAGCUGUCCGAUGA
Molecule: messenger RNA, 993 nt
Organism: Aspergillus fumigatus Af293
Lineage: Eukaryota; Fungi; Ascomycota; Eurotiomycetes; Eurotiales; Aspergillaceae
Product: putative lipase/esterase
Molecular function (GO): hydrolase activity
Source: RefSeq, a predicted model, not a curated record